This is a messenger RNA of Saccoglossus kowalevskii, 919 nucleotides long. RefSeq lists its product as uncharacterized. Gene Ontology annotation, molecular function: GTP binding. Lineage: Eukaryota; Metazoa; Hemichordata; Enteropneusta; Harrimaniidae. The record is from RefSeq and is a predicted model, not a curated record.
CGUGUACUAGUAUAUUGUCUCUGUCUUGUACAUUUCGUCAGCUACACUAGAGUUUUUAGAAAACAUGGCUAGCGACGAUGGUGGAUGUAAAACCCUCAUUCUGGUCAUAGUUGGUCCAACAGGUGCUGGAAAAAGCGCUACUGGUAACACCAUCUUAGGAAGACGUAAGUUUGUGUCGACAUUGUCUUCCGUGUCAAAAACAAGAUACAUUGAAUGGGGUAAACGUGCUAUUGGAGAUCGGGACGUUGUGGUGAUCGACACCCCCGGCUUGUUCGAUACCCACGAGGAAAUGACUCCAGAAAUGCUAGCCACUGAAAUAUCGAAAUGUAUCGGUAUUGCUAUGAGUCAAGGUGUCGGCCUUGAUGCAAUUAUUUUAACAAUGAGUGCCGAUCAGCGCAUGACAAAGGAACACAUGUAUACAAUUCAGUUCCUCCGAAAACUGUUUGGUGAAGAGAUGAUGAAAUACGUAGUGUUACUCUUUACCAGAAAAGAUCGACUUGACGAGGAUGAUACAUCAUUGGAUGAGUAUUUGUUUGACGUCCCACAGUUUCUUGCUGAUCUAUUGGAGGAGUGUGAUCGUCGUGCCAUAGCGUUCAACAACAAGACAAAAGAUGUUGAAGUCAAAGAGCGUCAAACUGCUGAACUGUUGCACAUUAUUGAAAAACUGAAAACGGUAAACGGUGAUAAGCCAUUCACUAGCAACUUGACAGAUCGCGUUAAGCGAGCAGUCGAGGAAGACCGGAAGAAGAACUACAGCGGACCAGGCGGUAGUGACAAACAAAGUGAAGAAAUUGCAAAUGGAUUCAACAUUACAAUCAUCAGAAGUAUCGCUUCAUUCAUUAUGGAAUUUAGUCAGAAAGCGUUCGUUUUAGCGAAAAUGAUAUUCGAGAUCAGUCCUAAACAGUGUCCCAAGGAAUAG